This is a messenger RNA of Haliotis rubra (blacklip abalone), 1966 nucleotides long. RefSeq lists its product as uncharacterized. The coding region runs from base 304 to 1179 and encodes 291 amino acids. Lineage: Eukaryota; Metazoa; Mollusca; Gastropoda; Lepetellida; Haliotidae. The record is from RefSeq and is a predicted model, not a curated record. The transcript is spliced from 6 exons.
AACAAACGCGUCGCCAGAAACCCCAUGCAUAUACCUGUACAGGAUGUUGAUUAGCCGUCGAUAGCUUGAUAUCGACACCUGACGUCGUCGCAAGACCUUCCAUACAGAGCCAAACACGUGCAGCGGUCUGUGGGAGACUACGCAACGACAUUGGUGACGGGGAAUCCCCCGUCCUUGGCAGUAUUGCUUGUGUCAUCUUCGUCAACACAGCCCACUCCAUCAAGGAAGUGGAUCGUGGCGUUGUGCACGAGGCGACCUGACACGACUGUCAUUAUGCUCAACACCUGAAAUGUACAGCGUUUGAUGGGGUCUGAUAUCGACAUGAUUGAAGUUCACACAAUUAGCUCUACUCACCUGACGACAGCCCAAUGUGACCUAUUGAAAUACAUAGUGGGACGUCGGCGAGAGAUCAGGGCUGCAGGCGUGGUGGAGGUGCUGACAGCGGAUGUCACUGACGCCGGCUCAAGGACGUGGGCACACAAGGGUUAUGGGGUCAUAUGUUUCAUCAAGGACCAUCCAGGGAAACGGUACAUCUUCAAGGCAUAUAACCUCAUGACGAGGCAAGAGAUACACGAGCACACUAUUAACAACAAGUUCAAGUACAUAGAGAAGAGCGAUCGGUUCCACUACAUGACUGGAGCGAAAAAUCGGAUGACUGGCCUAAACUUUAUUGACGAAAUCGAGGCGAAGUUGUUCAAAGAGACGGUUGACUGCAAAAGAGAACAAUGGACCUUUCCCUCCAUCCCGCCCCAUCCCCGUGGCUUGCCUGACUACAUCCCCCCUCACGUCUCGCUACAGGAAAUCAUUCAAGAAUUGCCACAGGACGUCCCGACACAGGCUCCGACACAGACACCGACACAGACACCGACACAGGUCCCGACUCUCGUCCCGGAUGAUAUACCUUCACGGACUCCGCAAGAGAUAUUCUCACAGACGCAGCAAGAUUUAUUAACACAGGUCCCGCAAGAUAUUUUGACACAGACCCCGCAAGAUCUGUUCACAAGGGUCCCAGAGGAAGUUCCGUCCCAGAUCCAAUCACAGGGAACGGAACAGGAUGUAACGUCACAUGUCUCUCAAGAGAUGACGUCAGCUGUCUCGCAAGAGAUGACGUCACAGGCAGCGCAAAAGGUCCCAAUCACACGUCCCCUCACAGCCGACGGAACAGGACGAUGUCGUUGACUGUUCUACAGAUCCAGCCACACAAGACCGACUAGAUGCAGCAGUGACGGAGCGCCAGCUAAUGACGCUGUCGACGGCAUUCGGCGACAACUGGCAGCUUUUGAGCAUCCAACUCGGCAUGUCCGACUGCCGCCGGGAAGAACUCACCGGAAACAACAAUAACACCAUCCAACAGAAUAUUUACAGCAUACUUAAGGAAUGGGUGAGGGUAAACGCCGAGAAAGCCACAAGUCGGGUUCUCUUCGAUGCAAUCAGCUCCCUCAAGGAUGCUGGAGUUGUCACUGUUGAUAUGGACGUCGUUCAUAAAGCCUGUAACUUUAAGGAGGAGGACCUUUAGUCAAAGAUCGUCAGUUCUAUGUGCCUUGGAUUGGAGAGAAGGACUUUAAAGAGGUGGACUUUUAGUCAAAGAUCGUCAGUUCUAUGUGCCUUGGAUUGGAGAGAAGGACUGCGAAAGCCUGAACUAUAUAUUCCGCGAAUUACAACGGUCCAUGAAUAUAGACACUGUCUAUAUGCCUUUAAAUUAAGCUGAUUGUCCUCAUGAUUUCCGUGGUUUAAAAUAUGUAUUUAACAGUAUACAGCUCACACUUUAGAGCUGCUUUAGGAUUUCUGAUAUUUGAAGAAGAUUCCCCGAUCAACGUGCCUUGGAAUAUCAUAAAUAUAUUUUGGUAUAUUUACACAUCAAAAUUCAUCUCUCUAUUAUUCCAGUUUUAGGUUAUGUUAGUGGCGUGUGUUUUUAACAUUGGUGCACAAGGAGAAUAUAUGUGUUGAAUAAAUGGAUUUGAAUGUU